CGGCGCUGUGGCGUUUAAGGCUGCCCUUCACGGUCUGACGGCACGGAGGACGGCCGAAACCGGUUCCCGAGUCGCCGCAUCGGCGUACGGCUAGCCUCGGGCCGUAGCCUCUGGGUACGGAACCGGUCAUCAGGGCCCAGGCAGCGCUGCCCCACGGACCAGCACCAUGGCCAGCGGCGGCCAGUGGACGCCCAGGGCCGCGGCCCGCGAAUUACAGCUGCCGCCGGCGGCCGACGAGGCCCUCGUCAAGAAGCGCUACCGCGAGCUCGCGAAGCAACUCCAUCCGGAUAGAAACAAGGGCAACGAGGCCGCCGCCACCGAGGCCUUCCAGCGUUUGUCUGGUGCCUACGACCGGCUGAGCGCUGAUUUCGGGCGCGCGGCGCAGGACGCGGCGGCGAUCGCGCGGCACCGGGCCGCGGCGGCGGCCGCGCGGCGCCAGGCGGACUGGGAAAGAGCCAUGGGCGGCCCGGCCGUCCAGCAACCAUCAAACCCGGGGCCGCGCGCGCGUAGAAAAGCGGAGGCCGCCGCCGCGCCGCCGCCGCCGAAGCCCGCGAAGCCGGCGAAGCCGCGCCGCGCGCGCCGCCCCGGCGAGAAGCCCGACAUUCCGACGCGGACGUCGCUCGACGAAGAAAAAGCGCGCAAGGCCGCCGUGGCCAAGAGUCGGGACGAGGCCGACCGCCUGCGCAAGGCGAAGAAGGUCCUCCACGAGAAGAAGCGCGAGGAGCGUCGCGAGGCCAAGGCCGCGGCCAUGAGGCAGGCCGCGGCCGAGGCUUCUAUCCGUGAAGCCCAAGAGCGCGACGCCAAGCUCGCGGCGGCCGUGGCGGCGGCGGCGGCCGCGCGGCUGCGCGAGACGUCGGCCAAGGAGGCGUCGGCGCGCGUGCGCGCGCAGAAAGUGCAUAGAGACGCGGCGACGGCAUUGAGAAGGCGGGCCGACGCGGAAUUCGUCGAGAAAUUGCGCGCCAAGACGGAAGCGACCAAACAAGCGGGCAUACAGAAGCGGCGCGAGGAGACGGAGCGCGUCGCGCGUCGGUUGCGGCGGCAGGAGGAGGAAUUACAAAGGGAGCGCGCGCGGGAGCGGGAGGAGGCGCGGCGCCGCGCGCGGGAAUUUAUUAUAGCGGAGCGCGAGCGCAUGGAGCGCUUCAAGGAGGAGCAAGCUAAACGCUUCAAGGAGGAGCUCGAAGAGGCGCGGUCGGCGUCGCGCGAGCGCCUCGCGGGGCUGGAAAAGACGCACGCCGAGCGCCUAAAGAUGGCGACAGAGGACGAGCUGGCCCGUUUGAUGCGCCGGCGCGACGCGAUCGACGCGCGGCGCGCCGCCGACGCGGCGGCAAACGCCGCGCGGGCCGCGGCGUACCUCGCCGCGAGCCGCGCGCGGGACGCGGCGCUCGCCGCGCUGGCCAUGCCGCCGCCGCCGCCGCCCGCGCGCCUCGCCGUCGCGGGCCGCGUCGCGUCGGAGGCCGUGGCGCGCGCCGUCGCCGACGGGCUCGAGGGGCUCGACGUCGAGCCCGCCGUCCGCGGCGUCGUCGUGGCCCUCGUGGACUCCGCCGUGGAAGCUGCUGCGGCGUUGAACGCCGUCGACGCCACCACCGAGGCCAUUCCUGUGGAAGCCGCUACGAGCGCACCGCCGAUCGAAGUCACUGGGCCUAGUCGCCUCCCGUCGGUGGAUUCCGAGGCCGCCGAGGCUAUCGAAGCUAAUGCCGCGCCCGAGUCGCCGAGUUCUCUCGCCGCCGAGGCGGCAGCGUUCCGCGCGAAGCGCAAGUCCCUCAGCGCCCAGCCGGUGUCGUCGACGUCGCUCGCGGCCGCGAAGCGCAAGGCAGCCAUCUCGCGGAAAAUCCAGGAGAAGCUCGCGGCGCGGCGCGGCCGCCCGGAGCCGCUGUGA
Messenger RNA from Pelagomonas calceolata, 1876 nucleotides. NCBI's taxonomy places the organism in Eukaryota, Pelagophyceae, Pelagomonadales, Pelagomonadaceae. The record is from the annotation of a GenBank genome assembly.